This is a messenger RNA of Xenopus tropicalis (tropical clawed frog), 576 nucleotides long. RefSeq names its product olfactory receptor family 15 subfamily H member 1F (gene or15h1f). Gene Ontology annotation, biological process: detection of chemical stimulus involved in sensory perception of smell; G protein-coupled receptor signaling pathway; signal transduction. Lineage: Eukaryota; Metazoa; Chordata; Amphibia; Anura; Pipidae. The record is from RefSeq and is a predicted model, not a curated record. Gene Ontology annotation, molecular function: G protein-coupled receptor activity; olfactory receptor activity. The transcript has a single exon. The coding region runs from base 1 to 576 and encodes 191 amino acids. Gene Ontology annotation, cellular component: plasma membrane; membrane.
AUGGCGUAUGACCGCUUUGUAGCCAUAUGCUACCCGCUGUACUAUGGAAGACUCAUGAGUUCAAAGAUGUGCUACUUGAUGUCAGUUUGCGUGUGGAGUGGAAGCUUUUUGCUGUGGGUCGUGCCAUCUCUUGCAAUGCGAGUUACCUUCUGCUUUAAUAAAGAGAUUAACCACUUUAUGUGUGAAGUUCUGGAGAUGAUUAAACUAGUCUGUGAAGAUAUUUAUGUGAAAGAAGUCACACUGCAUACCAUCAGCUCCAUAUGCCUUAUAAUUCCUUUUGCAUUUAUCAUAGGAUCUUACGUUUGCAUUAUCGCGACUUUCCUGAAAAUCCCUUCACUAGGAAGAUGGAAGACCUUUUCCACGUGUACCUCCCACAUAAUAGUGGUAUUCUUCUGCUAUGGGACUGCGAUGAUCAUGUACUUUGGUCCAGCAUCCAAUUACUCAGCAAACCAGCUUAAGUUUGCUUCCAUUUUUUAUGUAGUGGUCACCCCUAUGUUAAACCCUAUAAUUUACAGUCUAAAAAACAAGGAUGUUAAAGAUGCAUUUAAAAAACUACUGAGUAAAAUGAUUCUGUAG